AUGUCAUUCGAGGAUAAUUUUGUGCUAGAAGUAUUCGAUAUGAUCGCCCAAUUUAUGAUGGACUUAAAAGCAGAACAUCGCACCAGUCCGUCACUGUAUCCCCCAGUGUCUCCAAAAAUGCAAGAUAUUUACCGUCCAAAUUCGACCGACUCGGGUGUAUUAGAUCUUUCGAAACGGCGUGAUUCGGUGGAAACGCGCAAAACUCCGUCGCCGUACAACAGUUUUAGCGAGGAUGGAUCACCGCCAAUGCAGAGCUCACCCAUCAAUGCAACCAACCAAAUCCUGCUAAAUUACCAAAGCAUCCAGCAUCGAGACCUUUCGCCAAAAACCCAACACCGUUUCGAUUCAGCAAACCUUGCGCAGCAAGGUCACCAGUUGCCCCACCCUGCGAGUUUUCAUACUGCUCAAGGAUUCCCGAUCGGACAUCCAAUUAUUCCGAAACAGGAAAAUCUUCCGCAUCGCCCCGAAAUCAUGCCGUAUUUACUCCAGGCCGGCGCAUUACAACAAUCGCAACACCAAUAUCUACACAGCCCAAUUCAGCAUCAUCGCGAAUCCGACUCCCUUUCGGAGUCCGGAUCAGAAGGUCACAUCCUUCCUCCAAACCACAAAUUACCUCUGCUGAAACAAACCCCAACCGAUCAUCUAUCAUCCAACCAGUCGUCAACCAACAAUCCAUAUCCAAUGGUUAUCGGUCGAGACGGCAAACUGGCUCGUCCUUUCAAAGCUUACCCACGGGAUCCGCUGAGUCUGACCGCCGCCUUCAUGGCCAGUGACUCCAUCUUGGAUACAAUGUCAGCGGAAAAGUACAACGCUUUCCGCAAGCGAAUGCUCGAGCAGAUUCGUGCCGCCAACGGCGGCCAGGCAACGGUUUGUAAUCCUAAAAUGCGCCGCCUGAACAAGUCGCUCACCACACCUCCAUUCACCGGCGGCGGCGCCGCCGCCAUCGCAAUCGACUGCAACAACAGCAGUGGCAGCAGCAGCAACAACGCAAGCAAAUCAGCCAACGAAGCGACAAGCGGUGGCAACAGCAAUGGCGUCAGCACAACCAACGGCGGCAGCGCAGGACCGAAAGACUCCGCCUACUACGAGCGACGCAAGAAGAACAAUGCUGCGGCGAAAAAGUCACGCGAUCGACGCCGCAUCAAGGAGGACGAGAUCGCCAUUCGGGCCACCUUUCUGGAGAAUGAAAACAUGCAGCUGCGGUACGAACUGGCCGCCGCGCGGAAACAACUGGCCCUCUACGGGGUCACUGCGGUGUCGCCCUGA
Messenger RNA from Sabethes cyaneus, 1266 nucleotides. RefSeq names its product protein giant-like. Gene Ontology annotation, molecular function: DNA-binding transcription factor activity, RNA polymerase II-specific; RNA polymerase II cis-regulatory region sequence-specific DNA binding. Gene Ontology annotation, cellular component: nucleus. The coding region runs from base 1 to 1266 and encodes 421 amino acids. Gene Ontology annotation, biological process: regulation of transcription by RNA polymerase II. The transcript has 4 exons. The record is from RefSeq and is a predicted model, not a curated record. NCBI's taxonomy places the organism in Eukaryota, Metazoa, Arthropoda, Insecta, Diptera, Culicidae.